AUGAACCAAGCCAACGCCUCCCUUGACCUUUCGUCCCCGUCCUCACCAGUCCAACGGUCGGUCGCCGAUUUAGUCCCGGUUCUCGAGGAGCUCAAGGCCACCUGCGAGGGCAAUGCGAUAGACUCUCAGCUUGCCCUCACGGCAACGGAAUGCCUGCUUCGUCUCCGUCACACAUUCAUCGACACCGAUUACCCUCGACAAGCUAAAGAGAGCUUUCGGCAUCUACAUGGGUUCCAAACGUUACUGGUCCUCCUUCGAAAGGUCUCGGACUGUUAUAACCCCCACGAAUCGGCAGCAGAGGAAAGAAAAUUCCUCUUGUCCCUCCACAAAGAUGCAUUGGCGGUUUUGGCCGAGGCCUUGAAGGAGCAUUUUGGAAACAAGCGAUAUUUUGCAAAUCGGAUUGUAGGAGGAGGUCAAUCCGCAUUGGAGGAGACCUUCGCCAUUCUGGCCAGAAAAGUAGACUCUGCCCAAGGCGAUGCGGAACAGUUCUAUGGUGGCAUAUUUGCUGCCAUCCUAUGCCAGGAAACAGUUGCCCGUAUAUUCACGACCCUGGGUGAGAAGUUCCAGACGGUCGACCAAGUAUCUAAUACCGAUAUCAAAGCAGAAGUGGAUCGAUGUGUAGGAACUUCGGAAAAUGUUGAAGUGCCGGAGCUUCUAGGCCCUCUAAUCCGAGUCUGGUUGAUCCAGUCCUCACCCAAUCCCGACCACAGAAUACAGAAACUAGCUCUACCAUCAUGUCUCUGUCAACUUGCACGUCAGUCUCAGCGGAACACCACAAUCCUGCAUGCUACUGGGAUUCUUUCUCUGAUUCUUCCGAUCUUGUUCGAUGAAAAGCAUCCGGAAUCCGUGAGGCUGGCCUAUCAGGAACUAGCAGAGCUGCUUUGUUCUCAGGGAAUUAGUAGCCUAGAUGACGCAGUAUUUCUCUAUCAGCAAGCACAUGGCUGUUCUAAAGCGCUACGUUUCCUCACCGGCGCCUUGAAAUCUUCAAAAGAACCCCCGUCAAUUCAGUUCGACCUCUCUCAGCACGGAUUCUGUUCGUUGGAAUUCACAACCCUAGGUCGCUCAUUUCCGCCUACAACCUCGUCGGGCUACACACUUGCGGUAUGGGCACGAUUUGAUAAAUUCGAUACGACGACGCACACCACGAUAUUUGGCGCCUUUGACGCUAGCCAAACAUGUUUUGUUCUUGCAUACUUGGAGAAGGACACCCGCAACUUCAUCCUACAGACGUCGAUUAAAGGCUCUCGCCCUAGCGUUCGGUUCAAGUCUACCGCAUUCGAACCUAAUCGGUGGUAUCACAUCUGCGUGGUGCACAAAAAGCCAAGACCGCCAUCAUACUCGCGGGCCUCGCUUUUCAUUGAUGGCGAAUUUGUCGAGCAAUUGAGAAUUGAAUAUCCAUCCCUGCCUGCCGUGAACGCUUCAAACCGGGUGUCAAGGGUUCAGGCUUUUUAUGGCACACCUCAGGACCUGGCAAUGAAACUUGGAAAGGGGGUUUCCUCAUCUCGGUGGUCUCUAGCGAACGCGAUACUCUUUGAUGAAGCGUAUAGCGACGACAUGGUCUCUGUUUUCUACAACCUUGGACCCCGCUAUUAUGGAAAUUACCAGGACUGUCUGGGUUCUUUCCAGACCUACAAAGCCUCUGCAGCCUUGAAUCUGCGUAAUGAGCAUCUUCAUCCCGGAAAGGAAGAAACAUCAGAUAUCGUCACUGCUAUCAGGCGCAAAGCGAGCAAUCUUAUCCGGGAGGGAUCUAUAAUACUCAAUGUGUCCCCCUUGGCUGUGCUCGAUGAUAAUGAUGGCAACAACAUUGACGAAUCGCAACUCGUCAAGUCUCUUUCGAAGCAGGCCGCCAAAAACUUGCACCAACUAACAAAGAUGGGAGCAAACGCGGUGGCAGUCAACGGAGCGACUCCUGCUAUUAACGAUGCCUUGACACAAGCUCAUGGAAUCGGGGUGUUGACUGGAGAUCCUGUCGUGACAGUGCCUCACUCUCUAGAUGACGCUAGUUGGCGCAUCGGUGGCUGCGCAGCGGUGCAACUGAGCUUGGUCCAUUCGGCAAAUACCGCAGAAACGUUACUUUUAGCGGUUGAAGCAUUUCAUGAGGCCGUGCAAGACAGUUGGCGGAACAGUGAGGCAAUGGAAAAAGAAAAUGGCUAUGGCAUUCUUGCUGCAUUGUUACGUGAAAAACUAGGACAAGGCACAAACACCAGAACUUCGACCGUUUGCUCCACCUAUGAAGAGCGAUCCGCCCUCACCUUUGACCUUCUUCGGUUAACCCUCAAGUUUGUUGGCUAUGACUUCGAGCAGCCAAGUCACUCCAUCAUCACGAAUCCAUUGGCUUAUAGAGUCUUGCUUGUUGACCUGGAUGUGUGGAGAUUCGGCGAUUUUCCUCUCAUCGAGCUAUAUUAUUCGCAAUUCUGUGUAUUUGCCAGCGAGAGUCAAUUUCGCCGAUCGAAUUCGAAGCGCCUCGCUCGCAUGCGUGUAAGCAAGAAGCUUCUUGAAACUUUGAAGGGAGAAGAUUUUACUGCAGAGGCAUUGACUCUUUUCACUUCCGCUUUUGGGUCUUUGAUGGAGAGUUGCCUGACGGCAGACUUGCUUCGAUCCCUGUCCCUUUUCAUCACAUAUGCCAUGCAUAAACCCAAAGAACCAAGCAGACUUCAGAAGAAGAAAAGCCUACGCUUCAACUCCGGGAUCCGACCGCCAGCAAAUCCUAUUGAGCCUAAGUAUGUUUCCAGCACGGUGAUAGCGAAGGAAAUGCUUCGCAUGUAUUGUUCCCUCCUCUGUGAUACCAAUGACCUUGGGCCAAUAAAGAAAUUUGCUAGAGCCGUAACAAACAAGUGGCUUCUGUACCUUAUUUCUGAGGAUGAACCCGAGAUUGUUGCCUUGGCCGCCAAAAUGAUGGCCCGCUUGCUCGUAGUCCAUGGCAGCAGUUACAGCAAAAAGUUUACCGAAAAGACAGGGGGCUUUACCCUCAUGCGGCACUGCCUGAAGAGAUGGUGGGACACCCCCAUUCUAUGGCCGAUCUGCUUUUCCAUCCUAUUUGGCCUGGACGUGGGUAGGGUAGCUAUCGAUAAUCCAAUUGACCACACCACUCUGUCUGAGAUAUUCUAUGCUGGCAGCCACGCUCAGGUCAUCAUUCCCGAAAUGUUCCCAGUCAUUACGGAGAUGAUGCAGAGUGGCUUGAAAAAGGUUGUGCUUGUGGAUGACUCCUUUUCAGAAUAUGACAGCCAAGCCCCCGGUUCCCUCCAAGAUCGUGUACAGAGCCCCAAGCCUCUCAUGUCUUCUCAUACACCUUUGGGCGCGACUGUUGAGAGCGUGUCCCUUUUAGCCGCCGUGGUUGAAUUUCUUGCUGAAUUGCAGCUGAAAUCCGAGAACCUCCGUGAAUUUGCGACAAGACCGGGUUAUGUACAGAACUUACUCUCUGUCCUAUUUCCCGUCGUCGUUGGUUCAGAUAAUGUGAGCGCCGAAGACGAGAUAAGCUCUCAUCCUCGUAUCGGUGGCCUUGAGUUUGAUGACCCCAACUUCAUGGUUCGCCCGCGCUCUCGAAGGGCAGCCGAGGCGCGAACUACCGCGGUUGAACAGGCUGGGUCUCAUGAUGAAAACGGCUCGUUAGGACGUGCCUCGUCAUUCGUCCUGGUCUCCUCUGACAGAAGAUAUCCGCCGUCCUCGGCACGCAUACAACAUGCUUUUACUUCCCCGCGAGUAGAGUUCAAGGGGGUUACCGACCAUCCCCUAGUUUCCACCAUACUAAGCCUCGUUCUUUCUGUUUUCUCAGAACAGCUGCUUGAACGGAAGGAGUUCUCUGGCCUUGGUCUCUACAUGAAAACACCGUCUGGUUUUCCAGAAUACCAGGCAUACUUCAAUUCGUGGAUGCUGAGGUCCCUUCUCUCCACUCUGCAGGACUUCAUAUUCUCGAAACUCGAGUUGCUAUCUGAGCCUCGUGUUUUGAUCAAUUUGGGACGUUUUUCAACUCAUCUAGGAGAAGCAGUGUAUGAGGGUUGGUUCGUUGAUGGUGCUACGGCCACUCUCGAGUUUGCUGGAACCAUUUUGGAGUACCUCCAGCGACCCGACAUCUCGCGAGUGAAGAGCAUCAGACUUUGUAGCCAGGCAAUUGCGACGAUUAGGUCUACGGUAUUUCGCGUCGUCCUACUCAAGCUAUCAGAGGUUGAUGGUACGGAGGCACUUUGCUUUCUGAACCGGUUGUCCUAUUGGCAAGUUGUGCUCCUUUCUGCUGGCGAAACACAGGCAGAUUAUUUGCAGCUACUAUGCUAUCUUCUCUACAUAAAGUUGAUCGAUGCGAGUGAAGACAUACGCUUGAACGCUGCCGGACUUUUCCGCAUUUUGUUGGUACAAAAGCCUGUUGAGAUGUCCACCAUUCUAAGUCAAACGAACCCCUCUUUACAAAACCGGCUUUCAAGUGGCUUCGAAGCACUUGUUGGGAUGGAAGAUGCUGCUUUCCUACAGUGGGUGGAUGAUCACGAGGACGAUCUUAAUACAUUAUUCUUCGGGGGGCUGUCCAAACAGUGGAGCUCUUUUGUGCACGAAGAGAAUUUAAAAAUCGAGAAUUCGGCACGCUCUCGGUAUCAAAAGCGCCAAGAAAAGCUGAAGGAGUGGAGUGAGAUAGAACAGGAGAAUGAGGAGGUGAUACGCAAACACGAGGCUACAUUCCCUCAUUGGGUAUCGAACAUAUCGGCAUCGGAGUUUCUGAAAUACCAACGAGCUCUUCAGGACCAGCAGGACAAUUCGGUUUUCAUGUGGGCGGCGCUGUCACAUCUGACCUUAGAUCUUCACCGCUUCGGUGGGGUCCUUGCCGAUGAUAAAGAAAGGAAAUGGCAUCUUGACCAGACCGAAGGCCGUAGCCGCAUGCGGCUACGAAUAGUCCCAGAUGAGUCAGGCGAGCGACACGACUAUCAGCCGAAACGAAAAGCAUCAGAGCCUCCAGAAAUCAAGGUUGAUACGCAAGUCCCGACGUCAUCUAGCGGCGACGGUCUUGGCCUUACACCUACUGUGCCUACCGACCAAACUGAAAGCAACGCCCGGGGCAUAAGUCCCGAUAGUAGGAGCGUGGUUGAAGAAAGCUUCGAGUUGAUCGAUGACCCCAAAGCCGACCUCGAAGACUAUGAAGACAGAAAUAGGAAAGUUAUGAGGAGUCUGCACCGCGGGGAUCAGGUCGAGAAUGUGUGCAACAUUUCUCGUAUAAUUGGGUUGGAGGCAUUUGAAGGGCUGUUAAUUAUUGGCAAAGACAAUAUUUACAUCCUGGACAACUUCUUCCAGAGAUCUGAUGGUGAAAUCGUGAAUGUUUGGCAAGCCCCUCCUGAGGAGCGCGACCCUUACGUGGGUGUGAUCGCUGGCAAGGCGUCAACUGAACGCAAACCACGGGAGCAUGAGACUAGGAGUUGGAAAUGGUCGGACCUCGUCAGUGUCUCGAAACGGCGGUUCCUCUUCCGCGAUGUCUCUCUGGAAAUUUUCUUCACGGAUGGCACUAGCUACUUAUUGACCCUCAUCUCAUCACGGGAUCGAGACACUCUAAGCAGUCAGCUUGCUACAAAAGCCCCUCAAGUUACUGGAAGCGUUGGUCAUUCAAGGCCUGAGGACGUUUGGAGGUUUGAAACCCUCCGCAGCCAGGAAGAUGCUCCGCAAUCUCUUGGGUCCAAGGUCGCUAGUGUCUUUGGACACUCACCAGUGCAUCCGGCAACUCGCAAGUGGGCUAAGGGCGAGAUAUCGAAUUUCCACUAUCUGAUGCUGGUCAACACGUUGGCUGGAAGAACAUUCAAUGACUUGACACAGUAUCCUGUUUUCCCUUGGGUGCUCGCGGAUUAUACGAGUGAGGAACUAGACUUGACCAAUCCCCUUACCUUCCGGGACCUUUCCAAGCCUAUGGGCUGCCAAACCCCGGAACGAGAAGCUGGCUUCCGGGAACGGUACAAAGCAUUUGCAGACAUGGGGGAUGAUGGAGCACCUGCGUUUCAUUACGGCACUCACUAUUCUUCUGCGAUGAUCGUCAGCUCAUAUCUGAUACGUCUCCAGCCAUUCGUGAAAUCGUACAUGCUGCUUCAGGGCGGUCACUUUGACCAUGCCGACCGCCUCUUUUACUCUAUUCGGAAAGCAUGGGAGUCCGCUUCGCGAGGAAAUAUGACAGAUGUGAGGGAACUGAUUCCCGAGUUCUUCUACCUUCCGGAGUUCCUAGUCAACUCGAACAAAUUUGAGUUUGGUUUCUUGCAGAACAUGACGACUGAGAUUGACUCCGUGGAAUUGCCGCCAUGGGCCAAAGGAGAUCCCAAAAUCUUCAUUGCUAAGCAUCGUGAAGCUCUGGAAAGUCCUUAUGUUACGCAGAACCUGCAUCAUUGGAUUGAUCUAGUGUUCGGCUGCAAACAGAAGGGAGACGCUGCUGUCGAAGCCGUCAAUACUUUCCAUCAUCUCUCCUACCAGGGUGCCAAAGAUUUGGACACAAUUGAUGAUCCUGUCGACCGAAUUGCUACAAUUGGCAUCAUACACAACUUUGGUCAGACGCCCCAUCAGAUAUUCAGUCGACCGCACCCACAGAGAGAGGACUUGCGGCACAAGGCCCCACGUCUAGAUCGUCUUGCCGAAUCACUUACACAGCUUCCUAUUUCACUUCUUGGUCAGUUUUUAAAUCUUACUCUAUAUCUGUGGAAGCAGACGCGAGCUUUGUUUGUUGACACUAUGACAGAUAUUGGGGAACAGGUAUCGUCGCUGUCAAUGAAACAGGAUCGCCUUCUAUGUGCUGCAGCUUUGCGAUUGAAUAUUCCUCCGAGUUAUGACAAGUACAUGGAAUGGGGCUUCUUCGACGGCAGCGUUAGGUUCUACUCUGCGGACAACCAGAAGCUAUUGGGUCACCUUGAGCACCUUCAUAUCGGCCAGUUGUCCUGUGCAAUCUUCGCGGACUCCCGAACACUGGUCACAUCGGGAACGGACUGCACAAUAUCGACAUGGACUUUCUCAUCGACCAGCCGAUCGGUGGACUUACAGCCAGCAGGGUCUCUGUUUGGGCAUCGUUCCCCCGUAACGACACUCGCGGUUUCACGAUCGUUCAGCACACUCCUUUCUGUGUCGACGGAUGGGCAGGUCAUGCUGUGGGACCUGAACCAGCAAUGUUUUGUCCGAGAGCUUCCAGGGGGUGGUCCUGUCAAUUGUGCGCGGAUUAAUGACGUCACCGGAGAGAUCAUGAUCUGCCGGGAGAACCGCAUCAGCCUUUACACGCUAAACGGAACUCUGUUACUAGAACAGAAUGUAUGCGAUUCUGCCGACGAUCAAAUCCUGUCCUGCGUUUUCUACGAAGGCGUCGACAACGAAUGGCAGGAGCGAGAGCUUCUCUUCACGGGUCACCGAAGGGGCGUUGUCAAUAUCUGGAGUAAAAUCAUUCAUAGCGGACAUUUCGAGCUAGAAUUAAUUCGGCAACUUCACCAUAUUGACAACAGUCGGGACAAUGGAGCCAAUAUCUCCGUGGGAAUCAGUUGCAUUCUGGCCUUGCCACAGGUCGUUUAUACGGGAGACGAAGUCGGCAGAGUGUAUGAAUGGAGCUGUGUCCAGCGACGUUGA
Aspergillus affinis is the source of this 7557-nucleotide messenger RNA. Its product is annotated as Beige/BEACH domain protein. The transcript has 7 exons. Gene Ontology annotation, molecular function: protein binding. The record is from RefSeq and is a predicted model, not a curated record. The coding region runs from base 1 to 7557 and encodes 2518 amino acids. NCBI's taxonomy places the organism in Eukaryota, Fungi, Ascomycota, Eurotiomycetes, Eurotiales, Aspergillaceae.